This is a messenger RNA of Clarias gariepinus (North African catfish), 2605 nucleotides long. RefSeq names its product leucine zipper, putative tumor suppressor 2b (gene lzts2b). The coding region runs from base 428 to 2395 and encodes 655 amino acids. The record is from RefSeq and is a predicted model, not a curated record. Gene Ontology annotation, biological process: negative regulation of canonical Wnt signaling pathway; cell division. Lineage: Eukaryota; Metazoa; Chordata; Actinopteri; Siluriformes; Clariidae. The transcript is spliced from 5 exons.
CACACACGCUCUCACAGAACGCACAUACACUCAAAUCUCAGAAGCAUCUGUCUUCUAAUGAGAGACUGGAAAACCUGUGCUGAGGAAGCAGAGUGAAAACUAGAGAGAAAUAAAACGAACAAAAAAAAAAAACAGGAAGGAUGAGGCCUUCUUUCACAGCUGGGCUGCGCUAUAUAGAACACGUGCAGGGGAGAAAUAGCAUUUCCUGAGGGAGGAGAGAGGAUGGAGAGAGCGGUGAGAGAGAAAGAGAGCAACGAGAAAGAGGAAGGGAGAGAGGAAAGUGUGUGAAGCUGGCCCAAGCAGUCGAAGAUGGAAGUGUGUUCGGUGUGGCGGAUUAGACGAAAGAACUGAAGAGACUUUUUUUUAUUUUACCUUAAGUUGGCAAUGGAAGCAAAGUGGGUUUAUGUGGGUGCAGUAAGCCACAGGCAUGGCAUUGGUCCAGUCCCUUCCAGUAACUACUGAUCACCAACUUCCAGGUCUGGAGAGUCGUAGACAGCGUUCCUCUCCUGUUUCACCACCUUCUAUAGGGGGCAUGGGGUCUGUUAGCAGUAUGAUCCCCAGCCAAACUGCAUACCAUGGUCGCACCAACCUAGAGGCUACGGCUCAACUCCGCCGGGGUACACCAGGUUCUGGACGACUUCUUUCUGAUUCUUCUCAUGAAGGAAUUCCAUAUCAAUUUCAAAGUCGAACACCAUCAAGCAAGAGAAAGGCCAUUGCAGCUCGAGGGAAGGGUAUUGUUGGGCGAUCAUAUUCACAUGAAGAUUUGAUCACUGACUGGAAUGAUAACUGGUUGGGUUCAGUCCAGAGUGGAGUAGAGAUGGGUGUGGAUGGGCCUCCCAAACUGGUGCCUGUUUCUGGGCAGUUAGAAAGGAACGUACAGCAGGCCAUCAUCCGACCAACAGCUUUCAAGCCUGUGGUGCCAAAGAGCAGACAUUCUAUGCAGUAUCUCUCACCACGGCUAGGUGGAGGAUUAUCAGGGAGCCAGGGCAACCUCAGUGCACUCUCCUCAGAUCAAGAUACCAUCAGGCCAGUAACCACAGAACGACGCAGCUCCUACAGCGGAGCUCGAAAUGGUUUAUUCAGUCAGUCUUUCACUAUGACGGACUCGGGAAGGAACUCAUUGACUAACCUGAAUGCAUACAAUGGCCCUGUUUAUAGUUUAAACCAAGCAGAAGCUAGCAAGCCUGUGCUUAGCCAUGGACACUCCAAUUCAGACAGUGGACGUUCAUCUUCUAGUAAAAGCACAGGGUCUUUUGGAAGUCGCAGUCAACCGGGUGUAUCGGACAUGGGAUCAGGUGGAGUCUCUCCUCCACCAAUAGAGGCUUAUGAGGCAAUUGUGAGGGACCUGGAAGAAAAAUUGAGGGAAAGAGAGUUGGAGCUGCAGCACCUCAGAGAAAAUCUAGAUGAAAAUGAGGUGGCUAUUUGUCAGGUGUAUGAAGAAAAGCAAAAACGCAGUGAGCUAGAGAUGGAAGAAUUGCGACAGAGCUGCGCCACUAAAAUGCAGAAGGCAUCUCAGAAGGCCCAGCGGGCCCAGCAGAUCCUUCAGUUCCAGAUCUUCCAGCUUCAGCAGGAGAAAAAGAAGUUGCAUGAUGACUUUAUGCAAGCCCUGCAGGAACGUGAGCGGCUUGAGGAGCGUUGUGCCUCCUUUGAAAGGGAACACACUCAAAUGGGACCAAGGCUGGAGGAGACCAAGUGGGAGGUGUGUCAGAAGACAGGUGAGAUCUCUUUGCUAAAACAGCAGCUGAAGGACUUGCAAGCAGACCUAUCUCAGCGAGUGGGAGAGGUUGUGACACUACGGGGGCAGAUGCGGGAGGCACGGGCUGAGCUUCAGAAUACCCAGAGCCAACUACAGGAGGCACACACGCAUACACGCACUCGUGCCCUCGAGCUGGAAGUGUGCGAGAACGAACUGCAACGACGCAAAAGUGAGAAUGAGCUCCUGCGAGAGAAAAUGAGGCGUUUGGAGGAGGAGUCGAUUCGACUCAGCAAGGCUUUAAAUGAAUAUGCCGAGGUCCAGCAGGAAUCAGGCUACAGAGGUGGUGCAAGUGGUGAGGAGCAAAGGCUGGCAAAUGAUAGCGAGGAGGUGAAAGGUCAGCGUCAGAGCUCCAGGCAGCAGGUGGAGAGACUGAAAGGUGAGCUGGCUCGCCAGAAGCAGCUGGUAGAGGAUCAGGGGGCGGCGUUUGAGAACGAGCGCCACUGCUGGGAGGAGGAGAAGGACAAAGUGAUCCGUUAUCAGAAGCAGCUGCAGCAGAACUAUGUUCAGAUGUACCGGCGCAACCGUGAGCUCGAGGCAGCCCUACGCGAGCUUAGUCUCGAGUUGGAGAAACGAGAGCAGGACGACGAGAGCAGCGGCAAUGAGGUCACCUUUGACGAUGUUGCUGCAACCGAGAUCUAAUACAAUACAGGCCAAAUUCUACUCAUUUUUUCUCAUACACAGUUGCUUAUUUAAUCGAUGCCCUGUUGACCCAGGCCAUCACUUUUAAUUUUAUAGCAAUAUCAGCUUUUUUUUUUUGCUUACUGAUUUAAAAAAUCAUUCACUUUCACUCACUUACACUAAAAUGUGAAGCAGAAAGCUGUAAAUAAACUCGAAUGAAGUGUUGGAAAA